CCUACUUGUACUCGUACUUGAAUUGCGUGUGCAUCGAUUCGAUUCGAUUGACGUGGCACUUGCAGUCUUAGUUUAAUGUCAACCAAGCCGUGUCAAACAAAAGGACUAAUACUUUUUUAGUUUCUAGUUUUAGUUUUAAAAUUGAAGUUAAUAAGAAUAAACGUUUAAGUAAUUAUGCCAUGUGUGUGCUUAAUACUAACUAGUGCCACUGCAUCAAUUUUUGGAUUAAUUAUCAUCGUGUAUAUAAUUUUUUAAAGGAUAAUCACACAAAAUUUAACUAAAUUCGUAUUCAAUGCUGCUUGGGGUCGGGAAGCCAUCUUUGAGAUAUUCAACGGUAAAAUACGCAUGGAUAAGUUCCUCUUGAACUGCCCGGAGACAAAACAGCAUAAAUACCCGUUGUAUUAUGAUAAUAUCACUGUUUACAGCAGUGCAGGAUUACUCACGUUUAAUUACGACGUUAUUAAUAAUGUUUAUAUUAAACCACCAUUCAGUUUAUUUGUUGAUAUACAAAGAUGCAAAGGCAAGGAAAACCCGGAUAGUUGCAUAAAAUUCGCUAAUUUUAAAACAAGUCGGCUUUGUAAUCUGUUGGUAUCAACUAAGGAGUUUUGGAGUCCGAUGAUAACAUGCGCACGGCCUAAAUUUGGAUGCCCCAUGGCUAAAGGUAUUUAUAGGGGUAGAAAUUGCACCCUGGACAUGUCCGGCUUCAACUGGUUCCCACUGGGCGACUCCUACUGGAAACUCAAAGUCCAACUCGCCGUACAAUCAAACAACAUGAUAGCCUGCGGACUAGUCGAAGGACAAUACACCAAAUACUAACAUUACUAACAAUAAACAAACAACAAACUAACAAUAACAUAACUAUAACUUACCCCAGUGUAGACACAACUUUAAUUUCAGUUUAGAAUGAUUUUAAUAUCAAUUUAAUUUUUUAUUUUUUAUUUUUUAUUCUCCAGGCGUUAUUCUUAGUCUUCAAAUGUUUUAAUCACUUAAACACGAUGUCUUUUCACUUGU
This is a messenger RNA of Dalotia coriaria, 1011 nucleotides long. RefSeq lists its product as uncharacterized. The record is from RefSeq and is a predicted model, not a curated record. The coding region runs from base 346 to 816 and encodes 156 amino acids. The transcript is spliced from 4 exons. NCBI's taxonomy places the organism in Eukaryota, Metazoa, Arthropoda, Insecta, Coleoptera, Staphylinidae.